This is a messenger RNA of Nycticebus coucang (slow loris), 1834 nucleotides long. RefSeq names its product collectin subfamily member 11 (gene COLEC11). The transcript is spliced from 7 exons. The coding region runs from base 502 to 1317 and encodes 271 amino acids. The record is from RefSeq and is a predicted model, not a curated record. Lineage: Eukaryota; Metazoa; Chordata; Mammalia; Primates; Lorisidae.
CAAAAUCCCAUGUGGAAAAAAAGAAAUGGAAAUCUAUCAGCUGUAUUUGUUUCUGUCUGAUGUGACCACCCCUCUUUAUAUUUUUCUGAGUUUCCACAAUAUUCAUACUUAGGGGUGAAAAAAGGAAUGAAAAACAGAAGAGAAAGGCUUUUUGAGAUGAGGUUGUGGGUUUGGGUUGUGGAGUCAGCAGGGGCCUCCCCAGGAGGGCCCCCCACCCCCCAAACCUGGCACCAGCCCCUCCUGGUGUUCCCACACUCCGCAGCUCUGGAGCAGUGAUGGAUUUCAAACAGGAAGCUGCUGCAGAUAACACGGCAGCUGGCCUGAUUGCUGGGCUGCCUGAAGGCUCGGACCCGGUUCCCCUUUGUGCUGGACUGCGGCCGCCUUUGUAAAUAGCAGGCAUGAGGCUCCCAGGCGCAGUGUCCUCGCGGGCCAGCGGUGGUCAGGACAGCCCCUGUGCCUAGUGUGUGCUCAGCAGGAGUCAGUGUCCUGCCUGCACCCGUGAUGGAGAGGGACCUGGCUCUGACGGGCGUGCUCAUCGGCCUGGCCUUCCUGUUGCUGCUGCCGUCUGGACGUCCUCAGCAGUCUGUGGAUGAUGCCUGCUCUGUGCAGAUCCUCGUCCCAGGCCUCAAAGGGGAUGCAGGAGAGAAGGGGGACAAAGGUGCCCCAGGACGGCCCGGAAGAGUCGGCCCUACGGGAGAAAAAGGAGAUGUGGGGGACAAAGGACAGAAAGGCAGUGUGGGUCGCCAUGGAAAGAUCGGUCCCAUUGGCUCAAAAGGUGAGAAAGGGGAUACUGGUGACAUAGGACCCCCUGGCCCUAAUGGAGAACCAGGCAUCCCCUGUGAAUGCAGCCAGCUGCGGAAGGCCAUUGGGGAGAUGGACAACCAGGUGUCCCAGCUGAUGGCGGAGCUGAAGUUCAUCAAGAACGCCGUGGCCGGCGUGCGGGAGACCGACAGCAAGAUCUACCUGCUGGUGAAGGAGGAGAAGCGGUACGCGGAGGCGCAGCUGUCCUGCCAGCGCCGCGGUGGCACCCUCGGGAUGCCCAAGGACGAGGCCGCCAACGGCCUGAUGGCCGCCUACGUGGCGCAGGCCGGGCUGGCGCGCGUCUUCAUCGGCAUCAACGACCUGGAGCGCGAGGGCGCCUUCGUGUACGCCGACCGCUCCCCCAUGCAGACCUUCAACAGGUGGCGCCCCGGGGAGCCCAACAACGCCUUCGACGAGGAGGACUGCGUGGAGCUGGUGGCCUCAGGGGGCUGGAACGACGUGGCCUGCCACAUCACCAUGUACUUCCUCUGCGAGUUCGACAAGGAGAGCGUCUGAGCCGCGCAGCCCGGGACCCCCCCAACCCCCUGGACUGCACCCCCUUCCUCCCCCUCCGGACCGCACCCUUCCGCGCCACCCCUCCACCGCACCCAACCUGGACCGCACCCCGAGGGCUUUGGGCGCAGGGAGGGGCGCGGCUGCGGGGCAGAGGGGAGAGUGUUUCUGGGGCCAUUUCCAGGGAAUUAAGAGUUCCUGCGUAUUUGUCACCCAGAUGUUUCUUAUGUGAUUAUUAGUACUCAGAUUUGCUCUUCCACAAAGCUCUGCCUUCCUCCCAACUCUAAGAUAAAAUCUUUAAGUAUUGCAGUAGUUAAUUAAGCAUCUUGCAUAUGAGGGUAGCAAGGUCUUGAAUGACUGACUCUCUUCAUUUCUACAUGGAACACAAUUGACCUAACUCUGACCAACGUUCCUGUAAAUUAUGUUAACAUACAGGUUCCUUUUCACAUUUAUCCAAGUAGAUACAAUAUUGCUUUGCUUUAAACCCAGAUUCCAAAACAAGAACAAUACAAAUUCUUCA